Messenger RNA from Acipenser ruthenus (sterlet), 5222 nucleotides. RefSeq names its product GRAM domain-containing protein 4-like. NCBI's taxonomy places the organism in Eukaryota, Metazoa, Chordata, Actinopteri, Acipenseriformes, Acipenseridae. The record is from RefSeq and is a predicted model, not a curated record. The coding region runs from base 289 to 2088 and encodes 599 amino acids. The transcript is spliced from 19 exons. Gene Ontology annotation, biological process: negative regulation of toll-like receptor 9 signaling pathway; apoptotic process.
GCCAUUGACGAAAUUUCCUGGUCAGGUCCACCUCUUGUGAACUUCAGAGAAAAUCAACAAGAGAAAUUGAGGCAGGCUUUUUUUGUAUAUAUAUGUACGGCGGGGGCUGGCAUUGACACAAAAUAACCUGUAUUGGAAAUUAAGACACCGAUUUUCAAUUACGCGGCGAUUCAGUAAACAAAAGCAGAAAUACAUUUCAUUUUGUUCAUCUGGAGGUUUUAAAGAUAUUCAGUGGGUUCAGCAGGUGUAGAGAAAUACACCCCAGAAUCACAAGGACCCUCAGUGUUAAUGAAACUUUGCUCUGAUUUCCGCGCUGGGGACACCGUUCAUCAUGUUAAGGUAAAGCAGAAGAGCUCUGUAUUGAACAUGCUAAAGCGGUUGGACAAAAUAAGGUUCAGAGGCCACAAGCGAGAUGAGUUCCUUGAUUUAGCCGAAUCUCCCAACACAUCAGACAAUGAAUGUAGUGAUGACAUCCCAGUGAAACCCCGUCCAUCAUUAAAAGACGCUGAAGACUACAGAGACCCUGCUGGUCCGGGGAAUCUGGUGAUGGCAUCAGCAUUACAGGACUUCCAAAGAACGGAAUCUGACAGACUAAACGAGAUCAAAGGUCAUCUGGAAAUUGCUUUAUUGGAAAAACACUUCUUGCAGGAAGAAUUAAGAAAACUGCGAGAAGAAACAAAUGUUGAAACAUUAAAGCAGGAACUUGAUAAAGAGAGAAUAAAAAGAAUAGAGCUGGAACAAAAAGUCAACGAAGUGCUGAAAGCAAGAGCAGAAGAAUCUGCAGUACAGCAGCCUACGAAAGUCAAUGGAACAGAGAAAAAGGUUGAAACAGUCUAUUCAAGAUUUCAGAAAUGGCUUUAUGAUAAGUUUGGGGUGUACAUUGAGGACUUUCGAUUUCAGCCAGAAGAAAACACUGUGGAGACGGAAGAACCACUAAGUGCUAAACGGUUAACAGAAAACAUGAGAAGAUUAAAGCGAGGUGCCAAACCUGUCACUAACUUUUUAAGGAACCUCUCAGCCUUAUCAAAUUGGCACUCUGUAUACACUUCAGCAAUUGCCUUCAUUAUUUACAUGAAUGCUGCGUGGCAUGGCUGGGCCAUCCCUAUGUUCCUCUUUUUAGCCAUUUUGAGGUUAUCCUUAAAUUAUCUCAUUGCAAGGGGUUGGAGGAUACAGUGGAGUAUUGUGCCUGAAGUUUCAGAACCUGUGGAACCUCCAAAAGAAGACCUUACCGUAUCAGAAAAGUUUCAGCUUGUUCUUGAUGUUGCACAAAAAGCACAGAAUCUGUUUGGCAAGAUGGCAGAUGUGUUGGAAAAAAUCAAAAACUUAUUUAUGUGGGUCCAGCCUGAAAUAACACAGAAGCUAUAUAUAGGGCUCUGGGUUGCAUUUAUUACAUCUUGUUUCCUUCCCUUCAAACUGGUGGGCUUUCUCAUGGGAGUGUAUGCUGGAAUCAAGUUUUUCAUGAUUGAUUUCAUCUUCAAACGUUGCCCAAAGCUCCGAGACAAGUAUGAUACUCCUUACAUUGUGUGGACGAACCUGCCAACUGACCCGCAGCUCAAAGAAAGGACAAAUGCAACAGUAUCAAGACGGGUUCAACCAGUUACAUCAUCCCGAAGCAUCCUUGGGACAAAUAACCCUUCGGUGAUCAAUAGGGAAGAUGAAGGCGGGCGAUCUCACAGCACCAAAAAAGGCAGUUUCCAUGAAAUCUUCAACUUGUCAGAGACUGAGCGCCCUCUAGCGGCCUAUGAAAAUGGAUGGCGUUGUUGCUUGAUAAAUAGAGACAGAAAGAUGCCAACUGACUACAUUCGUAAUGGAAUCCUUUAUGUAACAGAAAAUUAUUUAUGCUUUGAAAGCUCCAAGUCCGGAUCAUCCAAGAAAAAUAAAGUCAUAAAACUAACAGACAUAACAGAUAUUCAAAAGUACAAAGUGCUGUCUGUACUGCCAGGAUCAGGCAUGGGCAUUUCAAUAGCAACACCGUCUACACAAAAGCCACUGGUGUUUGGUGCCAUGAUACACAGAGACGAGGCCUUUGAGAUGAUCUUCACCCAGUAUAUGAAAAUAAUGUCUGCAGCUUCCAUCAAUGAAACCUAGCAGCAAGGAAAUUGACAUCUUGUCUCUUUUUUGUUUUUGGUGAGGGGUGGGGCCAGGGACUCCUUUCUUUUGUUUUUGGUGAGGGGUGGGCCAGGGACUCCUUUCUUUGUUCUUGGUGAGGGGUGGGCCAGGGACUCCUUUCUUUGUUUUUGGUGAGGGGUGGGCCAGGGACUCCUUUCUUUGUUUUUGGUGAGGGGUGGGCCAGGGACUCCUUUCUUUGUUCUUGGUGAGGGGUGGGCCAGGGACUCCUUUCUUUUGUUCUUGGUGAGGGGUGGGCCAGGGACUCCUUUGCCUGCUUUGCAAUACUUUUUUCAGGUCAUGGAAAUAUGUAUUGUACAGUUUGUGUAUUAUUUGUAUUUGUCUAUUUAUUUUAUUUUAUUUUUUACACAUUUACUGUAACUAUUACUGCAAGCCUUGCACAGUAAGCACUUUUUGCAUUUGUUUCCAAGUGCUUUGAAAGUGUGAGAAAAUAGAAGUUAAGACUGACGUGGAGAAAGACAAAUCAAAGCCUUUUUCAAUUCCAUAAAUUCCAUGUAUAAAACAAGCCUUGCUCCAAAUGGAAUGGACUGGAUAGUGCAAAUGCCUGCCAAUAUUUUACCUUUUAAAAGCUGGGAGAUUAUCAUGAGUUUUGACCUCCUAGAAAUGUUUUUUUUUUUUUUGUACAACGCUUCAAGAAACAUUGCAUAGUAAUUGCUAAGUAAUUAUUUUGUGAUUACAGUUUUACCAUGUAAGUAAGGAGUUAUAAACUUUAGAGUGCAUUUUCAUACAUUACAGCAGUAGUAACCAUGUAAUUACUACAUUGUAACAGAUUGUUAGUUAUUUAAAAUUGAAUUUUAUACCACAAUUAGAUUAUUACAUUAUACAUGGCAGUGAUAACCAAAUAGUUUCCUGUUAUUGCUAACAUGACACUAUUAUUGACACUAUACUGUACUUGGAGAACAUUUACUCAGUAAUUUAUAUGUAAUACCAUAUAUGCCCUAUAGUAUAACUAAAAGUGUUUAUUUAAGUGCUUUCAGGCCAGAAGUGACUUUCUAAUUUGACUAUUUACAUUUCACUAGAUUGUCUAUGUAGUUUUCCCAGCAGAUUUGUUAUCCAUUCCAGGAUGAGUGCACACUAACACCUCAGUGAAAUUGCCUCCCCUCACCUGCCUUUAGCCAGCUAAUGCAUAGACCACUUACACCAUACGCAUGUUCUAUAUGUAGUUGUUGUAUAUCUAAAAAAAGGUGAAAUCCUUCAAAGGAGAGAGGUGCCUGCAAUAAACGUCCUUGUUUUUACAAAAGACUUCUAUUCACAACUGGAAGAAGACAAUAGAAAGUAUGUCUUGCUGGGCUUCAGCUCUACUGUAUCGACUGCACUGAAGUUUAUCUUUGUUUUUAACCACAAAGCUUAUUGCACCCUUAUACUGUACAAAAACUCAAUAAGUAAAUCUUUCAUGAAAGUGAUUAGUAGCCCCGACCAGCAAGUGUUUAAGAAAAGGAAUUAAGACACAAGAUACAGAAUGACCAAUACCGUUUCUACUAGUCAAUGUAAGUUACACAGUUCAUGUGAACACGGCACAAACCAUUUCCCAAUCCUAAUACCAAAGCACUUGCUUAAAGGCAGUCUGUGGAAGAACAGUGAUAGUAAUGGCCAGGUUGUACAAGUAUCUAUACUUGGUCAGCAUUUUGUAUUUUGGCCUUGCUUAGUACACUUCAAUGAUGCACACUGAGAAUGCACUGCAAACUGUUAGCUGCAAGAUAUGGGAACUCAUUUUGUUCAACAGGUACUGGGUUCGUAACGGCACUUUAUCUGGAAUCAUUGCCUAAUGAAUUCUGGUUUAACUUUUGCAUCAAUGACAGAUCAGGCUUUUCUUUUCUUUUUUAAACAGUAUUCUGUCCUCUGCCUGUUAUAUGCUUGUUUAGCUUUUAGUAAGACUUCUGAUUGUUUACUUUUUAACCAGGUUUAAUUUUCAAACCGUGUUUGUGAGCAGUGCUGGAGGAACACAGUAAAACAGAAUAGGUGACAGGGCCAAUUUUGAAUGAAUUGCCAUAUUUUAGUUCUGGCCACCACCUCUCAAGAAUUAUUAGUAUAUUAACUCUGGCUUUAAAUAAUUGUGUUCAAAUGUUUUUAGAUACCAAGCAGACUAUCAAGAAGCAGUGAAACAUGUCACUGUUAAUUAGCCUUUUCCAUUUCCUGUUUCAUUUUGUUACCAGAGAAUUGCUUAGUGAUUUAUUUUUAUUUUUUUUUUGUAUGCAUUUGUUUUUAAACAGUAUGACAACAUUUUUGUAAUCCAGAUUCUUAAACUACCCUGUUUUAAGCUCAGAACUAAAACAUUAACAAUACCACAAUGGAUGAUUUUUGUCACAUGAAUACCAGAACAACCAAGUCUGUGGCAUACUGCCUUUGUAUUAAUAGAAUGCAAACAGUCUAGAUGAAAAUACUAAAGCACAGAAUGUAUUGUAAAAUUGAUAGUUGUUGCUGCCAAAUGUGAAGUGCUCUGUUUUAGUUUACAAUUAAGAUGUGAAAUGUUUACAGAAGGCAGGUUGAAGCUCCACGAUUUUCCACUUCUGAAAAUGGAAGUGAAGAAGCCAGUUUGAAUCCCUUUUGUGGAAUGGGAUAUGAGAACUAGCGAUAUGUCUUGUAAUGAAACCAUACGUUUGAACAUUGGUGCCCCAUCUGAAUGGUCACAUGACAACCCACAGAUAUGUCUUAAUGUAUAAUGGUACAAAUAUAUCAAUUUUGAUCGCACACAUUUUUUUAAGGUAGAUUAAGCCACCACAGCCCCAUAUCCACAACUGUUUAAAGCAGUAUUGACAGGGACUGAGAAACAUGCAAAUUGCUUUUGAGCAGGUCUUCUGCAGCCAAUCUUGUGGUUUUAUGGGUGAAAGGGUUUGGUUUAAAUUUAAGGAAGAAUUAGUUCAGUUCACUUGCUAAUGAGAUUUUCACAUUUAUAUUUUUUUGCAUAACAGUGGAUACAUACUGUAUAUAUUUUCUCCACAGUUCUACAGCACAAGUAGAAGACAGCUUACUAAUUAUGGCAGUAAUUCUAAAACUGUUGGAGAUGAGAAAAAAAGGAUUUUCCAUACAGAAAGACGGUGUCUCAUUUUACUGCAGUUUUUAAAAUUUAAAAUAAAAUCGAGCUGUUGGUGUUCAAA